CAAGAUAAGAGCAAACUCAAAACCCUAAUUCGCAAAAGCCUGGAUUUUUGCUUGUAUAUAAGUGUCUGUGCCUCCUCCCUCGUUCGCACGCCACGCACCAAGCAUCUGCUGCCAGAGCCACAUCCAUCGCCGUUCGCUCAAAUUUUCCGGUUCAAGUUGUAAGGUGCUGCUGUCAAUAUGGGUCGAGUGCGUACCAAGACUGUAAAGAAGUCAUCCCGGCAGGUGAUUGAGAGGUAUUACUCCAAGAUGACUUUGGAUUUCCACACAAACAAGAAAAUCCUGGAGGAGGUUGCCAUCAUUCCUUCCAAGCGGCUGCGCAACAAGAUUGCUGGGUUCUCCACUCACCUCAUGAAGCGCAUCCAAAAGGGGCCGGUUCGUGGCAUCUCGCUAAAGCUGCAGGAAGAGGAGCGUGAGAGGCGGAUGGACUUUGUUCCAGAUGAAUCUGCCAUUAGGACUGAUCUCAUUGAAGUUGACAAUGAGACAUUGGAGAUGCUUGCAACCCUGGGCAUGGGUGAACUUCCUGGAGUGGUGAAGCAGAGUGCAGAACAAGCAUUGCCUGCUGCCCCGGCCUAUGGUCGCGGUGGUGGUGCUUUUGGAAGGAGAUACUGAGGUUGAUCAGAGCCUUCAACCACAACCUUUCAAGGAUUUUUAUCUGUUUUGGUAGUAGGGCUCUUAAUGUUGCCUCUAAAACAUUUUCAUUUCACUAUUAAAGCCGACUCAGCUCUGUUAUGGAUCAUCUUUUCUUAUUACUUGCUUCUUGAACAAACAAUUAUCUUUGCUAAGUCAUCCACUUUUCUUUAAA
Molecule: messenger RNA, 802 nt
Organism: Andrographis paniculata
Lineage: Eukaryota; Viridiplantae; Streptophyta; Magnoliopsida; Lamiales; Acanthaceae
Product: 40S ribosomal protein S17
Exons: 2
Coding region: 178-609 (143 amino acids)
Biological process (GO): translation
Cellular component (GO): ribosome
Molecular function (GO): structural constituent of ribosome
Source: RefSeq, a predicted model, not a curated record